AUGUCGACCAAGGCCGCCACGGCCAUCGGGCUCCCGCCCGGCCUCAACUUCCACCCCGACGACGACGAGCUCGUCGAGUUCUACCUCCUGCCGACCGCCCGCGGCGAGCCGGCCUGGUUCCCGGGCGUCAUCGUCAUCGACGACGACACCGCAGGCAACACGGUGCCCUGGAAGCUCCUGGAGCGCCACGGCCUGGCCGGCGAUGACGAGGCCUACUUCUUCGUGCGCACCAAGCAGGACGACAUAAAGGAAGCCAUCCGACAGGUUCGCUACUGCGCUGGCGGCGCGAGGUGGGUGUCGCAGAGGCCCGUGUUCGGCGCCUCGUGCAUCGGCGGCGAGAGGAUCGAGUGGAGGAGGAUCAACUUGAACCUGCAGAUGGGCCGCGGCAGGAGCGGCGGCGGCAGCGGCAGCACGGGGUGGGUGAUGCACGAGUACGCCCUCACCGAGCCGGCGCGCCCGUCCCUCAAGAUCUGCCACGUCUCCUUCUCCGGCCACGGCAAGGAUCGCAAGCGCGUUCCCGACGAGGAGUACUCCGAACCCGCAUCUAAGCGCGCUCGCGUCGACGCCGCCGAUGCCAACAGCGGUUCAUCGACUUGUGUCUACGGAUCGACAGCGCCCGCGAUCGAUCAAGGCUACGGCACUUCCGGAGACGUCUUCCAGUUCCAGCAGCUACAUGCGGGCCAGCAAGAACACUCGCUGCCUUUUCCGAUCGACCAAGGCAUCUCAGCGACAGAUCUACAGCAGCAGCAGCCCCUGCCGGAGACCAACGUGAGUUCAGCGACUUGUGCUUAUGAACCGAUGCAAGUUACCGAUGAGCAAAUCUUGGAGUGGGGUAGUUCGUUUGCCGACGACGACGCAGAGCCAACAGCAGAGCAGCAGAAGACCGACGCCGCCGACAGCAGUUCAGAGAUUUGUGGUUAUGAUGAUUAUGAACCGGUGCAAGUUUCCGACGAGGAAAUCCUGGACUGGGGUAGUAGUUUUCUGGCCGACGAGCAGUUGAUGAUCCAGGAAACCGUCGCCGACGGAGCAGCAGAAAGCUCUGAUGGCAUCUCACCGAGCAAUCAGCAGCAGCUGCAGCAGCUUGACUCAGUGCCCUCCAUGGAGGUCGAGGAACGACAAGAGAUUCAAGAGGAUCAGUUUCAGCUGGCGCAGAGCUCUACCACUACCACUACCACUACCACCGGGACUAGCUUCUUCCUUUCCGCAGCAUCAGCAGGUGCAGAGCUCUACCUGGAGCAAGCAGUGCCAACGACAGAGCAGCAUCAGCAUCUGCCGGCGGAGUACCAGACUGGAGGAGACGAGCAGGAGCAGCGGAAGUUUUGGAGGUCCAUAGGAGUUGAUAUCGGGAACAUAGUCUUCUGA
Panicum virgatum (switchgrass) is the source of this 1362-nucleotide messenger RNA. Its product is annotated as NAC transcription factor 47-like. The coding region runs from base 1 to 1362 and encodes 453 amino acids. The record is from RefSeq and is a predicted model, not a curated record. NCBI's taxonomy places the organism in Eukaryota, Viridiplantae, Streptophyta, Magnoliopsida, Poales, Poaceae. Gene Ontology annotation, biological process: regulation of DNA-templated transcription. Gene Ontology annotation, molecular function: DNA binding. The transcript has a single exon.